Molecule: messenger RNA, 1992 nt
Organism: Lactuca virosa
Lineage: Eukaryota; Viridiplantae; Streptophyta; Magnoliopsida; Asterales; Asteraceae
Source: the annotation of a GenBank genome assembly
AUGGUGCACCAUCGCCCCAUUCCAAUGAGCUUAGAUUGGCCACCAAUGGUUCACAGCUUCAAUGGCUUACUCCCUUUUAUGCCAAGAAGACAAUCUUUCAAACAAAUUCCCACUCCUCAAAAUGAUGACACCCGGAGAUUCUCCGGCGAGUCAAACUUUGACUCUCCGGAGUUCGUGGAGGAGCACGAUGGUCAAUGGGUGGGUGAAGAAGACUUUGCGGUUUCCGGGAUGGAUUAUAGUCAGUAUUUUGGUGGUGGAGUUAUGUAUUGGGAUUCCUCCGACCACCCAGUCACCGGAUUCUCCCGCCCGCCUUCCCUGAGCUCCGAUGACAGCUCGUGGGCGUGGCAGGAAGCCGACAUGAACCGGACUGUUGAUGACAUGGUUGCUUUUUCAUCACCUUCGGGUGCAUCUUUCUGUUCGGCUUUCGAUCCAAUCGGAUACGUUAUCCCCGGAGAAGUCACCGGAAAAGUCACCGAUGAGAACAUCAACAUGAACGUGAAUGUUUCCGGUUCUUUGGACAUCGAAGCACCGUAUCCGAUUUUGCGACCGAUUAUUAUCUCGCGGGACCGGUCGCGGGAGUUUAAGCGGGCCCACACGUACGAACAUAAAUCGCCGUGUGUGCCGCCUAGCAAACGAGAAGAACCGCCGCUGGUGAAACGGCCGCCUUCGCCGGUGGUUCUUUGUGUCCCGCGCGGUGGUGCGUCGGUGGUCGGCGGUGAUUCGAGGAAGCAACGCGGGUUUCCGACUGUUCGUUCCGGUAGCUCGAGUCCCCGGAAUUGGGGCGUGAAAGGGUGGUUUCAUGACGGAAUUAAUUUCGAAGAAGCGUGUUUGAGAGUAGAUGGAAGUGAAGUCGUUUGGCCUUCAUGGAGAAAGAAAAGUCAAUUACCGGGAGCUUUGAUUGCAAUCUCGCAAGAAAAACAUCCGGAUUUGGCGAUUCCGCUUCAAUCUCCGGAAUCGGAAUUAGAUUCCACCGUUCGUAGUUCAACGAUUCCGGUCAUGCACAGUCUUUUAAACGACGAAAUCGACUCGUUUUGUAAACGGGUCGCCGGAGUAAACUUGACCCGGAAACCGUACAUCAACUGGGCGGUCAAACGGGUUACCCGUUCGCUUCAAGUUUUAUGGCCGCGGUCCCGAACUAACAUCUUCGGGUCAAACGCAACCGGGUUAUCUCUCCCGACAAGUGAUGUCGAUCUCGUGGUUUGCCUCCCUCCCGUUCGAAACCUAGAACCAAUAAAAGAAGCCGGAAUCCUCGAAGGUCGGAAUGGAAUCAAAGAAACCUGUCUCCAACACGCGGCUCGGUAUCUCGCGAAUCAAGAGUGGGUGAAAAACGACUCCCUCAAAAUCGUGGAAAACACCGCGAUUCCAAUCAUCAUGCUUGUCGUCCAAGUUCCUUUCGAUGAUUCCAUUCCGGAGUUGACCGGAAUGGAAUUGAUCCGAAUCGAUAUAAGUUUCAAAGCACCAUCGCACACCGGAUUACAAACAACGGAAUUAGUAAAAGAACUUACGGAACAGUUUCCGGCCGCCACCCCUCUCGCGCUUGUCCUAAAACAAUUUCUGGCUGACCGGAGUUUGGACCAAUCGUAUUCCGGUGGUUUAAGUUCUUAUUGUUUGAUUUUGUUGAUAACACGUUUUCUUCAACAUGAGCAUCAUUAUGGGAGACCAAUUAAUCAAAACUUUGGAGGGCUUCUUAUGGAUUUUUUUUACUUUUUUGGAAACGUGUUUGAUCCACGUCAGAUGCGGAUUUCGGUUCAAGGGAGUGGGGUUUAUAUAAAUAGAGAAAGGGGGUAUAGUAUUGAUCCGAUUUAUAUAGACGAUCCUUUGUAUCCUGCGAAUAAUGUUGGAAGGAAUUGUUUUAGGAUUCAUCAAUGUAUAAAGGCGUUUGCGGAUGCGUAUUCUACUUUGGAGGAUCGGCUUUUGUCUCUCACUGAUAAUUGUGAUUCGAGUAAGUUGAAGCUACUCCCGUUGAUUAUACCGAGUGUUGGUAAUUCGUAG